AUGUCGGCCCAGGAACCAGACGAUUAUUACGACUUCGGUUCCUUCCGCCGACCGGUGACCACCUCCAGCCCUCAGGCUCAACUCUGGUUCGACCGCGGUCUCAUCUGGACAUAUGCCUUCAAUCACGAAGCAGCGGCCAACUGUUUCCAAAAAGCCAUCGCACAUGACUCGACCUGUGCGAUGGCAUACUGGGGUCUUGCAUACACAUUGGGUCCUAACUACAACAAAACUUGGCAGUCUUUCGACGAGCAAGAACUCGAGGUCGCCGUGCGGCGUACCCACGAAGCUGUCGCAGAGGCCCAGACGCACGCCACAACCACCCAGCCCGUGGAAGCAGCGCUUAUCGCAGCCCUGCAACACCGAUACCCUCAGAACGUGGCUCCCAAUGACUUUAACGGCUGGAAUAAGGAGUACGCUGACGCCAUGGAAUCUGUUUACUUACGCUUUCCCAAUGAUUUAGAUGUGGUGGCUUUGUAUGCGGAUGCUCUCAUGAAUUUAACUCCAUGGGCGCUCUGGGACUUACGUACUGGUCAGCCUGCAGCUGACGCGCAUACUCUGCAAAUCAAGAAUGUCUUAGAUCUGGCGCUGACCCAGGACGAGGCGCUACGACACCCGGGAAUCCUGCAUCUAUACAUUCACUUAAUGGAGAUGUCCAGUGAGCCGGAAGCAGCACUCAGGGUAGCAGACCAUUUGCGGGGGUUAGUACCGGAUGCAGGCCAUCUUAAUCAUAUGCCAUCGCAUUUGGACAUUCUCUGUGGUGAUUAUCGACGGGCAAUUGCAUCGAACUCGGACGCAAUUCGAGCAGAUGAGAAGUUUCUUGCCCGUGAGGGCGCAGUCAAUUUCUAUACGCUAUAUCGAUCGCAUGAUUAUCAUUUCAGAGUAUAUGCGGCGAUGUUUGCGGGGCAGUCGCAAGUUGCGUUGGACACGGUAAAGAGUCUGGAGUCAUCCAUUCCAGAGCAGCUCCUGCGUAUCGAAUCCCCGCCUAUGGCUGACUGGCUGGAAGGCUUUGUGAGUAUGAAGGUGCAUGUCCUGAUUCGCUUUGGACGUUGGGAGGAUCUUCUUGCCCUUGAAUACCCGCAUGACACGCAGCUAUAUUGUGUCACCACUGCAAUGAUCCAGUACGGGAAGGGAGUGGCGUUGGCUGCGCUUGGGAGGAUAGAUGAAGCGAGUCAACAGAGCGCGCUGUUUAAGGAGGCUGUAAAGCGUGUACCCUACAGCCGAAUGUUAUUCACCAACAGGUGUCUGGACAUCUUGGCCGUGGCUGACGCUAUGCUGGAUGGGGAGCUCGAGUAUCGCCGUGGCAACUAUGAUGUGGCCUUUACCCAUCUACGGCGAUCUAUCACCCUGGAUGAUGGGCUACCAUAUGACGAGCCGUGGGGGUGGAUGCAACCGACCCGUCAUGCGUACGGUGCGCUUCUGCUAGAACAGGGACAUGUCCAGGAGGCAGCAGCGGUAUACCAGGCUGAUCUUGGGUUUGACGACACGCUGCCUCGUGCGAGGCAGCACCCGAACAAUGUAUGGGCGCUGCAUGGAUACUACGAAUGCCUGAACAGGCUGGGGCGAACGGCUGAAGCUCAAAUCGUGAAGCCUUUCUUGAAACAGGCAGUUGCAACGGCCGAUGUUCCAAUCAGGUCGUCGUGCUAUUGUCGUCAGGGAAAUGCGGGAUCAUGUACCACGCAAGAAACUAAACCGCCGGCCGCUCGGUUCUAA
Molecule: messenger RNA, 1710 nt
Organism: Aspergillus luchuensis
Lineage: Eukaryota; Fungi; Ascomycota; Eurotiomycetes; Eurotiales; Aspergillaceae
Product: TPR domain protein
Exons: 1
Coding region: 1-1710 (569 amino acids)
Cellular component (GO): intracellular anatomical structure
Molecular function (GO): protein binding
Source: RefSeq, a predicted model, not a curated record